Funneliformis geosporum is the source of this 121-nucleotide messenger RNA. Lineage: Eukaryota; Fungi; Glomeromycota; Glomeromycetes; Glomerales; Glomeraceae. The record is from the annotation of a GenBank genome assembly.
AUUGUGAAUCAAAUGAAAAUGAAAAUGAUAAACUAAAAAUAUUAGAACAAAUUCAUAACUUUGAAGGUGCUGUUUUUGAAGUUAUAAGACUAUCUGAAUUAAAUAAAACUUUAAAAGAAAU